Eutrema salsugineum is the source of this 3750-nucleotide messenger RNA. RefSeq names its product phosphoinositide phosphatase SAC4. Gene Ontology annotation, biological process: phosphatidylinositol dephosphorylation. Gene Ontology annotation, cellular component: intracellular membrane-bounded organelle. Bases 716 to 3331 code for a protein of 871 amino acids. Gene Ontology annotation, molecular function: phosphatidylinositol-3,5-bisphosphate 5-phosphatase activity. The transcript is spliced from 15 exons. The record is from RefSeq and is a predicted model, not a curated record. Lineage: Eukaryota; Viridiplantae; Streptophyta; Magnoliopsida; Brassicales; Brassicaceae.
CUUCUCUCUCGACAGAAACAAAGAAAACAGCUGAAACAUAUCAUCAUCAUCAUCUCCUCAUUUUCUCUCUCUCUCUACAUCAUAAAACCCCCUUCCCCUCUCUCUCUCUAUCUUCUUCCUCAUAUAAACUUCUCGUUGCUUCUAAUUAUUCAUUCUUUCAACCAAUUUGUCAUCUCAUCUUCUGUUAUUCCCAUUUUUCAAUUUUCAACUUCUAAUUCUGCGAAUCUGAGCUUCCUUCUUCGUUUGUUUGUGCUUUGGACUGGUGAUCUCCGUGAUCGGGUUUGUUCACCUGCUUACCGUAUUCCGUCUCUAUUUAGUCGCAUUUGUUCGAUUCGAGAGCAGCAGGGAGGAAUCAGUUGAGAUUCUGUAUUUGUUUUCGUCGGUUCUGGAGAUUUUUUUUUCUUUCACGAGACUGCUCGGUUGUUUCUAAGUCCACGGUGCGAACCUCGGGGCAAGAGAUUCGUGUUGUCCGUGAAAUUAACGAGCUUCGACGCUAAUAUUGGUUGCCCCUUCUACCUGUUAUUCGCUGCGGAGAGCAUCUUUGAUUUGGUUGCGUGUGAAUUCGGCAUCUUUCCUUUUCCCGAGUUAAGUUUGUACUCUGGAUUUCGGAAAUUGGUGAAUGCUCCGGCGAGAGAUUCCCUGAGCCAGCGGCUUGGGCGUAGAUCUGUAACUCAAAGGCCACUGUCAAAAGGAGCGAGGAAUUUGCAAAUCAGCUAUGACCGCAUCGCCAUCGGUGGAUAAUGGAGGCUCAGGCUCCUCUGGAUCAUCUGCCCUUCAAGGCUGUAUGCAAGAAUUCAAACUCUUCGAGACUCAAUCGAAUUUCUACAUGAUUGGUUGGAAUGGUAGUGGAGUGUAUAGAGUACUAAAGAUAGACCGGUUGGAUGCGUCUGAGCUUAACGUCAGUGAGGAUUCGACUGCGUAUACAAAGAAAGAAUGCUACGAAUUGCUAAAACGGAUACACGAAGGGAACAAGGCGACAGGCGGACUGAAACUUGUCACUGUUUGUUUUGGCAUCAUUGGGUUCAUUAAGUUUUUGGGACCCUACUACAUGCUGCUUAUCACUGAAAGAAGAGAUAUUGGUGAAAUUUGUGGUCACAGGGUCUAUGAAGUGUCAAAGAGUGAGUUAAUUUCAUUGCAAAGUUCUAGUGUGCUUUGCAACAUUGCAAAUUCAAGAGACGAGAACAGGUACAAGAGGCUCCUGAGUGUGGUGGACCUUACGAAAGACUUCUUUUUUAGCUAUUCUUACAAUAUAAUGCGAAGUUUCCAGAAGAAUAUAUGUGACCAUGAGAGUGGAGGUGUUCUUUAUAAGAAAAUGUUUGUGUGGAACGAGUUUUUGACUCGGGGAAUUCGACAUCAUCUUCGAAAUACCGUGUGGACUGUAGCAUUGGUGCAUGGUUUCUUUAAGCAGACAACUCUUUGUGAAGCUGGACGGAAUUUCAAACUCACUCUUAUUGCUAGGCGUUCCCGCCAUAAUGCUGGAACCAGGUACUUGAAACGAGGAAUAAACGAAAGUGGCAAUGUUGCUAAUGAUGUCGAAACAGAGCAGAUAGUUUCUGAGGACGUUCCUGAAGACCAUCCCAUGCAAAUAAGUUCUGUUGUGCAGAAUCGUGGCUCGAUCCCUCUAUUCUGGUCACAAGAGACCUCACGAAUGAAAGUUAAGCCGGAUAUAGUAUGUAAGUGUUAUUACACUAGAUAUGCUGCCUGGUCCUCUCUCUCUCUCUUCUCUUUCUCUCUUCUCUUUAUCUCUCUUUCUAUCUCUAACUCUCCUUUGUGUUUGAAUACCUCAAUGUCAAAUCCAGUGUCAAAAAGGGACCUGAACUAUGAGGCAACUAGACUUCACUUUGAAAACCUUGUAGAGCGAUACGGAAUCCCCAUCAUUAUUCUGAACUUGAUCAAAACAAAAGAGAGGAGACCCAGGGAAUCGAUUCUCCGGGCAGAGUUUGCUAAUGCAAUAGACUUUAUAAACAAAGAUCUGCCUGAAGAAAACCGCCUAAGAUUCCUCCACUGGGAUUUGCACAAACAUUUUCAGAGCAAAACAGCAAAUGUGUUGGCAUUUCUUGGCAAGGCAGCUGCCUGUGCUUUGAUGCUAACGGGUUUCUUUUAUUAUCAAGUUACCCCCGCAAUGAAGCUUGAGGGUUAUAUGAGCUUGUCUUCUUCUGACGCCGACAUGUCUCCACAUAAUAGUUCUGAUGAUGAUAGUGGGGAAUUUGAUUCCCUUGAGAAGAAUUUUCGCCCAAGUAAGAAUGUUACUAAUGGCGAUUAUAACAUCAAGCCUGGCAGGCUCCAGAGGGGCGUGCUGAGGACCAAUUGCAUAGAUUGCCUUGAUCGUACGAAUGUUGCACAAUAUGCAUAUGGUUGGGUUGCUCUAGGACAGCAGCUUCAUGCUCUGGGAAUUAGAGAUGCUCCAACAAUAGAACUUGAUGAUCCUUUGUCUAGUUCUUUAAUGGGUUUAUAUGAGAGAAUGGGAGAUACACUAGCUUACCAGUAUGGUGGAUCUGCAGCACACAAUAAGGUUUUCAGUGAGAGGAGAGGCCAGUGGAGAGCAGCAACCCAGUCACAAGAGUUCUUGAGGACUCUGCAACGUUAUUAUAAUAACGCAUAUAUGGAUGCGGAUAAACAAGAUGCUAUUAAUAUAUUUCUUGGUACUUUCCAGCCCGAACAAGGGAGGCAGGCAGUUUGGGAGUUGCGUUCAGAUUCCCAAUCUAGUGGACGAAAUGGAGAUAUAAGCUCGGGGGAAGAUGAAAGGUUUCUUGUGAAGAGGUGCUUAUCAGAUGGGAAUAUUCUCCAUGAAAGUCACACACCGAUGUCCACAGUGAGUAGCAAGCAUGAAAGCAUAUCACAUAGAGGCUUCAUGUCGUCACAACAAGUGACUAACAUAAUUACAGAGUCAUCACCAGAUAUGCCAGCUGCUGGUGAUGUAGCAUUAUCGAGGUGUGUCCCGUCAAUGCCUAGCACACAUUUUUUUGGAGAUGCGCAGAAGGUUCAACAUAAUGGUAGUAGCUCCAUGUACUUGUCCGAGCAGGAAGACAUGUCUAGUGUCUCAAAUUUUGUUGAUGUCGAGUGGCUUUCAUCAUCGGAAAAUCUAUGUGAAAACGAUCAAUUGUUCAGGCCGUCAGCGCUUACAAGAUAUUCAACCGCAGAAACGUCAUCAUCAGAGAAUAUCGUCAGUGUAGAAAAACAAGCGAAGCCAGCUAUGAGCGAGAGUGGAUCAAGUAGCAGGAAGGGAAAGGAACCUAUGGGAACCGAACCCUCUGUACACACAAAUAUUCGCGAUGAUUUUACAGAUAGCUUCAAACAAUGGGUAGCCUAUGGAGAAGCACUCUGCCAUUAAAGCUCUUUCGACUUUCCCAAUCCAACAAGAACAUGCUUUGCCUUCACCAUACUUAUGGUCUUUGAUGGACAUUUGGGUAUUACGGUGCAAACAUGGAGAAGUGACUGGUAGAGAGAUCACAGUACCACGUAUUUGAAACUUCACGGUGAUGACCAUAAUGUCAAAAGAGGUAUACACUAUUUUAAGAGGAGCAAAAAAUAAAUAGCUGAGAAGCUUGAGUUUGCAGUCUUGCAGAGGGAUAGGGAAAUUUUCAUCUUCGUGGAGAGUAACUUGUGAUUAUCUGAGACUUUUGUUAGGGUUUGUUUUGGUUUGACGUCUGUUGUAAAUAUCUGUUUGGUUAUUAAUCCAUCUUGUAACUUCUUUUCCAUUGGUAAAAAUCUUAAAUCGCCUUUAGGUGCUUCAAAACGCAACUGCAGUUA